UGUAAACAUUACCCCCCUGCCCCUCCAGCCUCAUUCUGCCAAACGGCUCAUAUCUCGCCUCUGCCACUCAUCCUGAGACUCUUCACUCAACACCGCACUCCGAAUCACCUCUAUGGGCCUUUACCGUAGCGAUUCAUCUCCACAGCCUUGGGUCACGAAACAGUCCCGCAUCCUAGAUGUAGCACUCACCCGCCUCCGUCUGGGCCACACAAGACUCACAGCACACCUGCAUCGCCUAGGUCUAUCACCGGACCCCUACUGCCCCUGGUGCAGGACGGUCGAGGAAACCAUCGAACACUUCCUCUUACACUGCACCCGCUUCUACUCCCACCGUGUUGUGCUCCGUGAUCAUCUUGUUGCUUUGGGUGUGUCUACCUUUGACCUGCCCACCCUGUUGGCGGCGGGCGUCCACUCCUCACACUAAGCUGCGGUUCUCCGCCUCACCUGCGUCUUCCUGAAGAAGUGUGGACAACUUCCCCGCCUGUGAUCACCUCACAGGCCGCCACCAGGGCUCAUAGGAUCUGUGGGAUCGUCGAAGCCCGAAAACAACAACAACAUAUUUGUUCUUAAUGUUCUCUUUAAUUGUGUGUGCAGAGUUAGGAUGUAUUUAUCAAGAGGAAGCUGGUGUGUGUGGCGGGCCCUUGGGAGGCGGAGGGAGCCGUGGCAGCGGAGUGGGGUGCACACGUGGUCACCCCUCGCCUCGGCACUCAACUCUCGCCCCAGCAAAUUACUCUCCCUGCAGUUCAAGGGAAACUCGGGAUUGUUUGGCCACCCUGAACUACAAGAACCUGGAGGAUUUUAUCUGUUGAAGGAGAAUGCCAUGUUUGAGAGUGAUGACCUGGUGAAGGAAUGUUGCUCCCCCACCAGGUCCAGGAAGAUGGUGGAGGUAUUUGACCAGUUGUCUGACACCCUGUGCCGUGUGGCAGACUUGGCAGAGUUUGUGCGGCUGGCCCACCCACAAGCCCGCUAUGCCCAGGCAGCAGAGGAUGCCUGUAUUGCAAUUAGUGGUUUGGUGGAGAAACUCAACACACAUGCCAAGCUGUACCACUGCCUGCGUGAGGUGGUUCUUCAUGGGGACCACAUGCCAACCACAAAAGUGGACCAGCAUGUUGCCAAACUCUUUCUACAUGAUUUUGAGCAAUCAGGUAUUCACCUAAAUGAGAACCAGAGGCAGCGAGUUGUGAAUCUGAAUGAGUCGAUCCUCACACUGGGGCAGCACUUUAUGAAUGGGUCUCACCAUCCCAGAGCUGUGCCAAAGGAUAAGCUGCCAGAGUCCAUCAGACAACAUUUUGCCAUUGAUGGGAACAAUAUUGUUGUGACUGGCCUGUAUGCAGAUGCACCCCAAGAGAUCACUCGAGAGGCUGCGUACAAGAUAUACCUCUUCCCUGAUCCUCACCAAGAAGACAUGUUAAGUGAAAUGCUCAAUGGAAGGCAUGAGAUGGCAACCCUUUGUGGCUUCCCUUCAUAUGCACACAGGGCAGUCAAUGGUAGUUUGGCAGAGACUCCAGAGUUUGUGGUGGAGUUCUUGGAGUUGCUGGCUGAGAAGGUUCGUCCGAGGGCACAGGAAGACUUUGAGGAGAUGGCUGCAGCUAAGAAACUCCAGCAGAGCAAUUCAAGAGGACUUGCACCUUGGGACGUGCUACACUUCACUCGAAUCUUGCGACAGAACAAGUGUGAAGUGAGUGCCAAUACUUUAGCUCCUUACUUCUCUCUUGGAGCUGUCAUGGAAGGCCUCAGUGGGCUGCUACACAAUCUUUAUGAUGUAACCUUGGAGGUGGAAGAGCCUACUCCAGGGGAACUGUGGGCAACAGACAUCUAUAAAUUGGCAGUGAAGCAUGGCAGUGAAGGCGUCCUUGGCCACAUAUACUGUGACUUCUAUGAGCGUGUUGGAAAGCCUCACCAGGACUGCCACUUCACUAUCAGGGGUGGCAAGUGUCUGCCUGAUGGAUCUUACCAGAAUCCAGUAGUGGUACUCCACCUGAACUUACCCUCACCCUCCUGGUCCUGCCCAUCGCUUCUGACACCGAGCAUGGUAGAGAAUCUUUUUCAUGAGAUGGGUCAUGCUCUCCACUCCAUGCUGGCCAGGACACAGUACCAGCAUGUGACAGGAACCAGAUGCAGCACUGACUUUGCUGAGGUUCCUUCAAUCCUCAUGGAAUCAUUUGCUCAGGAUCCCAGAGUUCUCAGUACCUUUGCCCGGCACUACAAGACUGGGGAUAAGAUGCCUGCUGACCUUCUGGAGAAAAUGAUUGCUGCAAGGUCAAUUUUUGCAGCUUCUGAGAUGCAACUACAGACCUUUUAUGCCUUACUGGACCAGCACCUACAUGGGGUUGAGCGCUGGUCUUCAUCCAUCUCCACCACACAGAUCCUUGAGGACGUGCAGAAUAAAUACUAUGGUCUUCCUUAUGUCAAGAAUACAGCCUGGCAGUUGAGGUUUGGUCAUCUUGUAGGAUAUGGAGCAAAGUAUUACUCUUAUCUUUUGUCUCGUGCUGUGGCCUCAUGGAUAUGGCAAGAGUACUUUGCACAAGAUCCAUUCAGCAGGGAGAUGGGUGAGAAGUACCGCAGAGAAGUGCUGUCCCAUGGUGGAGGAAAGCCACCUCGAGCUCUGGUGGAAGACUUUCUGCAGCGUAGUGUGGAGUCUGGCAACACUGUGAGGGCAUUGAUGACAGACCUGGAUCAAAGGAAAUGCCAAGUAGCUGCAGCAUUUAGCUAAUUUAUCAGAAAUGAACUGCUUACUGCUUCAGUUAUACUUUAGGGUGAGUGUAAAUGUGAUUGUGUGCAUAUGGCUUCUUGCCUUCACUACUCCAUACUGUGAGAUAUUACCGUCAUUGUUAAUAUCAUAGCAUCAUUACUAUUUUAUGGGUUUCCAUUCAUACAGUUCACCUAGCAGAGGACAAUGUAUAGGACAGGCAUUGAUAUAAAGUGAGACAAUGUAAUUAGCAACCUUAAGAGAUUGAUAAAUCUUAUUAGUCACAAAACCAUUGGUUUUAGAUACAUUUUUUGGCAUAGUUAAUAAAGACUUAAAACUUUUAAAAA
Molecule: messenger RNA, 3036 nt
Organism: Portunus trituberculatus (swimming crab)
Lineage: Eukaryota; Metazoa; Arthropoda; Malacostraca; Decapoda; Portunidae
Product: mitochondrial intermediate peptidase-like
Exons: 14
Coding region: 602-2713 (703 amino acids)
Biological process (GO): peptide metabolic process
Cellular component (GO): mitochondrion
Molecular function (GO): metalloendopeptidase activity
Source: RefSeq, a predicted model, not a curated record